AUUUUCUCCAUAACAUUUUUACUAGUAUUUUUCUCGGCAACCAAACAGGAAUUGGGUUUUUUCAGAGAAACUUUUUCGAAGAAUAAUUUUUUUUUGUGGUGCUAUUUGGUUGAAAAGAGAAAAGUUCUGCAAUGGCAACAGCUACAUUUCCACCACCGCCACCGUUUUACAGACUGUACAAAGAUUAUAUUGAAAACCCUAAAUCAGCUCCAGAACCUCCUCCUCCUAUUGAAGGCACUUAUGUGUGUUUUGCUAGCAGUUACACUACUGAUGAUGUGCUUCCAAGCUUAGAAGAGCAGGGAGUGCGACAACUGUACCCAAAAGGACCAAAUGUUGAUUUCAAGAAAGAACUGAGGUCACUUAAUAGAGAAUUGCAGCUUCACAUUUUGGAGCUUGCCGAUGUUCUUGUUGAGAGACCUUCACAAUAUGCUAGGAGAGUGGAAGACAUUUCCCUUAUCUUCAAGAAUUUGCAUCACCUCCUCAAUUCUUUGCGUCCCCAUCAGGCUAGGGCCACAUUGAUUCAUAUUCUAGAGCUUCAGAUACAACGUCGUAAACAAGCUGUGGAGGAUAUAAAGAGGCAGAGAGAAGAGGCACAGAAACUCCUCAAGGAGGCUCUCGGAACCCUAGCUGGGCAGUAGAGCAUGGAUUUUAGGGUUCAUGUGCUGCCCACCCUGUUAGUUGGGUCGCCCUGCUCGUGGAAUUUUUCCAAAAGGCUCGUAGAUUGCAGAUUCAACUGGCAUCUCAAGAGGGUCUCUUCAUAUGACAACCAUUUAUUUUUUCAUUUUCCAUUUCGCAAACAGAUUAGUUUCUGCACUACGUGUGAAAUUGUAGUUUAACAACUAAAGAAAGCUGCUUUAACAAGUAAAAGAUUGCCUUCGCUGA
Populus nigra (black poplar) is the source of this 882-nucleotide messenger RNA. Its product is annotated as mediator of RNA polymerase II transcription subunit 7a-like. The record is from RefSeq and is a predicted model, not a curated record. Lineage: Eukaryota; Viridiplantae; Streptophyta; Magnoliopsida; Malpighiales; Salicaceae. Gene Ontology annotation, cellular component: mediator complex; core mediator complex. Gene Ontology annotation, biological process: regulation of transcription by RNA polymerase II. Bases 132 to 638 code for a protein of 168 amino acids. Gene Ontology annotation, molecular function: transcription coregulator activity. The transcript has 5 exons.